Messenger RNA from Daucus carota subsp. sativus, 2517 nucleotides. RefSeq lists its product as uncharacterized. Bases 1 to 2517 code for a protein of 838 amino acids. The record is from RefSeq and is a predicted model, not a curated record. Lineage: Eukaryota; Viridiplantae; Streptophyta; Magnoliopsida; Apiales; Apiaceae. The transcript is spliced from 5 exons.
AUGGACAUUCCUAUUGAACCUGUUGACGUUUUGGAAAAAAUAUCUGAACCUGUCACAGCUGAUAUAUCGAGAAAUGAUGUUGUAGAAUAUUGGUCUCUUGGGCCUCCUUCUGAAACAUGUCAGCAUUGUGAUGCUGUUAUGUGGAAAGAAGAAAGCAUUAACAAGAAAGUUAAGAAAGCAAAGUCUAGAUUUUCAUUGUGUUGUGCAGACGCAACCAUCAAAUUACCAAAAUGUAAGGAUAUACCUACUUACUUGAAGAAUUUGUAUGCUGAUCCUAUACAAGGUCCUUUGUUCAUGCAGAAUAUUACUAUAUACAAUAGUAUGGUCUCUUUCACGUCGAUGGGUUGUAACGUUGAUAGAUCUAUCAACAAAGGAUAUGGCCCUGUUAUUUAUAGGCUUAAUGGAAUAAUUAUUCACCAGUUAGGUGCUUUAUUGCCGCACCCAGGGAAAAAACCUAAAUUUUGUCAGUUGUAUAUCUAUGAUACUCAAAACGAGAUUGCAAACCGGAUGAGCUGGAUUGACAAUCCCGUGAAGAAAGGAAUACAUGCUUCUAUUGUUCAGGGUUUAAUAACGAUGUUUGAUGAAACAAAUAUUUUAGUGCAAAAGUUUCGUCAGGCACGUGAUAGGUUUGAAGAAGAUCGAAUUGUUGACCUUCGCAUCCAGCUCAAGGUGUCGUGUUCUGUAUCUGGAAGGCCAAAUCACAUAAUUCCAUCAGAUGAAGUUGCUGCUGUAUUGGUUGGUAAUGCGAAAUACACUGAAGGUGUACGUGAUAUCAUGGUUCAUUGUAAAAGAAACAGUCUACAGCGAAUUCCCGAGAUUCAUCCUUUGCGAGCUGCACUACAGUAUCCCAUAUUAUUUCCAAAUGGUGAAGAUGGGUAUCACGAGGGUUUGGAAUAUGUUAAAAUUCCAGGAAAUUCAAAACGGGAAAAGAAAAGAAAGAAUAUCACUUCUAAAGAAUACUAUUCCCACUGUUUUCAAGUGCGAAAGAAUCAAGACUACACUAUGCGUUUAGGCGGUCGACUGUUUCAACAAUUUAUUGUUGAUUCAUUUUCAUCAAUUGAACAAGCACGCCUAUACUGGGUCAAGAAACAUCAAGAGGAACUAAGAUCAGAUUUGUACUCUAACAUUCGUGAUCAAUUUCACAAGGGAGACAUGGAUACUUCUAAUAUUGGUCAGUCGUACAUAUUACCUUCGUCAUUUACUGGAUCUAGAAGGUAUAUGCAACAGAAUUUCCAAGAUGCUCUAGCUGUGUGUCGCGUUAUUGGGCACCCUGAUCUAUUCCUCACGAUGACAUGUAAUAAUGAAUGGCCAGAAAUACAACAUAUGAUGGCUCUAUUACCUAGUUGUAAAAUUGAAAAUUGUCCUGAUAUUACAGCCAGAGUAUUCAAAUUGAAAGUCGAGCAGCUGUGUACCGACAUUCAGAAGAAUGAAAUCUUUGGUAAAUGCACAGCACUUAUGUACGUUGUUGAAUAUCAAAAACGCGGUCUUCCUCACAUCCACAUGUUGAUAUGGUUGGAUAGUUCAGCAAAACCAAAGACUUGUGAAGCGGCUGAUUCAUUGGUAAGUGCUGAAAUUCCUAAUCCUGUCGAAGAACCAGAACUUUAUGAAGCAGUUAAGAAGUUCAUGAUCCAUGGUCCAUGUGGUAAACAAAACCCAGAUUCCUCUUGCAUGAAAGAUCACAAGUGCACACGCCAUUUUCCAAAGAAGUAUAGUUCAAGUACCACUAUUGAUCAAUCUGGCUUCCCAAUUUAUAGACGAUGUAAAACAUCUGAAAAAGUUAAAGUACGUAAAUCAGAGCUUGAUAAUCAAUGGGUUGUUCCAUACAACAAAUACUUGCUUCUUCGAUACAAUUGUCACAUAAACUUGGAAAUCUGUGCAUAUGCUAGCAGUUUGAAAUAUUUAUUCAAAUAUUGUCUAAAAGGCCAUGAUCAAGCCACAGUUAUGAUAAACAGAAAAAGAGCUAAAGACGGGGAAGGUGAUAAACCUGUUGUUGUUGAUGAGAUAAAAACAUUUUUAGAUGGUCGUUACAUAUGUGGGGUCGAAGCAGCUCAUAGAAUAUAUGGAUUUGAUGUACACCACAGGACCAUAUCUGUUCAGCGACUCCCUUAUCACCUUCCUCAACAAAAAUCUUGCACGUUUUCCAGCAAGGAUAAAUUGGCUGAUGUGGUUAAGCAUUGGUCAAUCCGAAAGAGCAAGCUAGAAGCUUUUUUUGAUUUGAAUAAAGUAGAUAAAACUGCAAGAAAGUAUUGUUAUAGUCAGAUUCCACAGUUUUAUGUUUGGAAUGGUCAGUCCACAAGUUGGUCAAUAAGGAAACAAGGUUUUCAAAUUGGCAGACUAACUUACACACAUCAUGGUAGUGGUGAGCUUUGGUAUUUAAGAAUGCUUCUUUGUCGAAUCUGUGGCCCUACCUCUUAUAAAGAUCUUUUACUGUACGUGGCAUUUUGUAUAAAACUUUCCAAGCAGCCUGUGACGCUCAUGGAUGGCUUGCCAAUGAUAAGGAAUGGGAUGAAGCGUUAA